UCAAUAACUUGACGUGUUGUUGGAGUGAGUGGAGUGAACAAGGAUAAGAUCAGUGUUCACACGUUUCUGUAGGUAAACAAACAUUGGACAUAGACAUAGAUCGAAACGGAAAAAUCGACGGUUUUUCCGGCUCGCGGAUUUUCCUCGUGGGAAAUCAGUUACCACCGACAGUCGGUCUAGGCUGGUUGUCGAGACCUGAGUAAUCUCUCGUUCAGUCCUGAAUCCAUAAUAAUAAAAACGUAAACAACUGCUAUCCUAGAUCAGCUGAGAGAUAGCUCCCGCGCAAGCCCUCCCUACACUGCUACGACGCUGGUGGGGACUGAAACAGCUGAGCUAAGGCUACAUACGAACACAACACAAACACAACCAGCUCCAAGUGUCAGUUGCGUUGUUGAUUCGCGAGCUAUUCGUAUGAAUUAGUGGAUUAAAUAUACGGUUCAAUUGAAUAAGACACAAAAAGUCGAGUGACUGUGUUUCAGUGGAGAUUUUUCUCUAACAGUUAUGGUGCCCCAACAAAAUAUGGAUGCAUCGAACUCGAACAACAGCAAUAACGUCGUUUUUGGAUCCCAAUUAGUCGACAAAAAUUCGGCCACCCCCUACUCUGAUGCCACUCAGACCAAGAAAAACAACCCGAACCACAUCAAGAGACCGAUGAACGCGUUCAUGGUGUGGUCGCAGAUAGAACGUAGGAAGAUCUGCGAAGUCUCCCCAGACAUGCACAACGCCGAAAUAUCCAAGAAACUGGGUCGCCGUUGGAAGCUGCUCAACGACGAGGAAAGGCAUCCCUUCAUCGAAGAAGCGGAGAGGUUGAGACAGCUCCACCAGCAAGAAUAUCCAGACUACAAGUAUCGUCCGAGAAAGAAACAGACCAAACCGUCGCCCAAAUCAUCCGUCACCAAAAAGACAUCGAGAAAGAACUCAAAAGCCAACAGGAACGACACGAAUAACAACAGUUCGGGCUUCAAAGAACGCAUAUACAACAGGAGAUCCAACCUGCCGGACACGGUGGUCUCCAAGUUGAAGGUCAGGUUGAGCGCCGGGGAAUCACAGAGGAUUUUGAGUCCGCCACCGAUGACGUCAGUCAAUCAGGACAUGAGACCACUGCCUCCCAUCAGUUUCAUGGCCAAGGUGCCUACCAGUCCGUCUUGCGAUACUCCAGAUUCCCCUGAAAGUGCCACAAUCUACGACGAUACCUUCGCGCCCUUACAUUCUUGCCUGGUCAAAGAGGAACCAGAGGACAGGCUCGGCCAACAACACACCACAACGUUGGACGACCUAGACAAAAUCGACGAUCUGCUACAGAUAGACGGCAUCAAUCUGGAGGCCCUGGCAGACAUCGAAGGCCUGGACACAGCGUCGAACAGUUCAGGAUCUCACCUAGAUUUCACAUGUCCCCAAGAUAUUCCAAUAUUCUCCACCCUAGUCGGUAGUCACUGGAAUACGAACAUGUUCGAUUGUUGAAGAGAGACCUCAAGACUGUUAAUGGCCCAGUUUUUCACAACCAUUUUGUAGACCGUCGUGUCGCACCGCGUGCAGUCCAAGUCCGAUGCAACAUUGGCAAUUUGAACCUCAAGUUCCAAAUGUUAUCGAGAAAUAUAUUUUUUGCUAGUCGCACUUGUAACUUGAGAUUUUUACGACGAAUUACGAAUUGAAGAAGUGAUAAUUCCGAUCAUACGGAAGUUUUUGCAAUACGAUGUUAACUGUGGAAUUGUUGAUGUAGCUUCACAUUGUGAUACAUUCUGAUUUAUGCAGGCUGUUGGGGAAGCAUCGGAUGUGUAUUCUAUAUAUUACCUAAUGAUAUAUAUUUUAUUGUAUUAUGAUCUCAUUUUGUUUAUUUUUCGUAUUUAUCGAUUCAUUUUAGUCAACAUAAUAUGCGUAUUCAGAGCAAGAUUCUUAGUGCCUAGCUCGAAACAAAAAUAUGUCGAGAUAAAUCUUCGACAAAUCCCUUCAGAUUUCCGCCUGAGGCAAAACAGUGGCGGAACACAAAGUCAGGCUGUGAUCCAUCUAUUUCGAUGACCAAUGCUUUAGUUGACAUGAAAUCAUUGUUUGCUGCACCUUCACCAGUUCUGUCCGGUUCAGUAACAAGAUGAGGCGGUGGUUUUUAAAGUUUAAACUUUCCAAACCGCGGAGUUUUUUGGAAUUGUUGUUUAAGGUACGAUUCGUAGAUCGUGCAUGCCAGUUUUCGUCUCACUGCCGAUUUCAGUGGAGGAUCGAGAAUCCUUCAGGAUUUCUGAACCAGAUCCAUUGAUCCUGAAGGGUUCUGGAAACUCCAACCCCUUUCGUUACCUCCUAUGAGUUUACUGCGUAAAUAUAACUUCUGUUAUCCACAAAAUUCCUGUAAUAUUGGUAUUUCCCUUUCUCUUAUUUGAUCAUUCGAAAAGCUUAAUUGAUUAUCUCGGUUUCAAAGUUCCAAGUCCAUCUGGGAAUAGCGAAGAAAAUGGAAGUAUCUGCUAAAAAUGUUUCAGAUAAAUGUGGCACACGAAAAUUGCCUGUUUCUUCAUUCGAACCGUGUCCGAGCAAACCUUUCAAUAAAUAAAGAUUUGUAUUCAUUCACGCACAAUCUAGAACCCUAGAACUUUAUCUGGGAAAUAUACAGAUAGGAUGCAUACGACAUCGAUAUCCUUUUAUACACACAUUCGGCAGAGUCAGCAGUGCCAACGGCUAUCCAAGAAAGUCCCCUGAAACUUUUAGUCAGCUAAUAUUAACGAAGAUCACCGAUUUCGUUUCUGUCCCUUUUCCGACGAAAACACGAGGCUCUGAUAAUGCCCCAUUCCGAUAUCGCCAACCCCAUUUAUUUGUAAGUUUGUUCAGAGAAAGAAACAGGGAUCAUUAUGUAGGGAGAUUUUUUUCAGGUCCAUUUCCUUUGUUACCCGAGAAGAUAAUUCUGCUGAAAUACCUCAAAACUCUAAAUUCACAAACAACGAAUGAUUCGAAUUAUUGAAGAACGAUUUCCAAACUACAUAAUCUUUCAUAUACGAGCAGACUGCUGAUUCUGAUUCGUGCUAGACUUUGUCCAUAUUAUAUAUAUCUAUACAUAUUAUUUUUAUAAAUAUAUAUCAAUAUCCGGACGUUGAGUAACUGGCUAACGAUGUGUUCAACAUUAAGUACAAAUUAAACUGGAUCAAUUCAACUAUUCUCGUGCUUUCAAGUUCACAUUAGCGGUUUACCAUUUGAACUACGUUACUCAGUACUCCGAACGUCAUAUACAUGUGCUUUCACUGUCCUAGGAUUAUUCUGUAAGACUAUUGUUUAAUAAUCGUUAGAUCGAACUGUCCGUAAUCUAUUUAAGAGUUUUCGAAUUUAAAAUUUUAUAAGAGGCAUGCUAAAUAUUUGUACCCGAUGUUCAAGCACCGAGUUUAAGCAGAGUCUGGAGAUUUUUAAAAAGGUACAAUCAAAGUUUGGUAAAGUGGAGGCCUCUAACGCAGUUGUGAUAUCAUUCAACUUGAGUCACCUCCAUAUCUCUGUAUAAACGAACGUGUAUCAUGUAUAUAUUGUAUGAAAUUGCUCAUGGGGAAUGCUCAUAACUAGGGUAUAGACUACCCUUAAGAUGCGCAAUAAUGGGUCUUGAAAUUUGUCGUGGAACCUUGUGGCGAUUUUUCAACAGACAUUUUAUCCCACAUUUCACGAAGUUUCAAGGGGUGUUUCGACGUUUUGUUGACCUGGGGGGAUCAACUUUGAGAGAUUACAAACUUAGCAAUAUUUUUGCAUUUUUCUCGAUGUACCAUAAAUCAUGCAUUUUUAAGUCCCAUGUAUUAUAUUAUCCCUAUAAUGAAGUUAUUAUAUAGUGUGUAAAUUUUGUAUUGUAGUUGCUGUUAUACUUCAUGACAUAUUAUUUAGUCAAUAAAAGAUUUUUUCAAUUAAA
This is a messenger RNA of Coccinella septempunctata (seven-spotted ladybird), 3862 nucleotides long. RefSeq names its product transcription factor sem-2-like. Gene Ontology annotation, biological process: regulation of DNA-templated transcription; cell differentiation; anatomical structure morphogenesis. Gene Ontology annotation, molecular function: RNA polymerase II cis-regulatory region sequence-specific DNA binding; DNA-binding transcription factor activity, RNA polymerase II-specific. The record is from RefSeq and is a predicted model, not a curated record. The coding region runs from base 502 to 1461 and encodes 319 amino acids. Lineage: Eukaryota; Metazoa; Arthropoda; Insecta; Coleoptera; Coccinellidae. The transcript has 2 exons.